AUGGCUUUGCAUGGACCUGACUUUGACAAAAUCUUUCACUUCCUCUCCAUUUGUAUCCUAGCUUUCAUCAAUGAAGGCUCUUCCUCCCUCUCUAGUGCCUUCAUGAAUGAGCCAUGGUCAUGGGGUCUAAGCAUUCCCAUCAGUUUGUACGUGAAAUUUGCUCUUGAGAUUCACUCUCAUCUUGGAAUCUGUGUAGGGAUUGGAGUACCCUCUUUGGUCUAUUGGGGAGCCACACGUGGUGCCAUAGAUUGGUAUUGGCAAGCUGCCUUGAAGUUCAACCACGAGAUUUUCAAAACUUGUUUGUUCAACAUUGUCAUUGGUUUGUUACACUUGUUGGUGUCAAAGCUGGCUCAUUAUAUCAUUGAGUGGGUGAGGGAUCACAAGCUGAACAGGGGGUACUUGUCUUAUUUGCCAGUGAUUUCUAAGUUGGACUUUGAUUCACUUUCUGAGCACCCUUUACUGAGGCCAAUUUCUGUCAAAUAUUUGUUUCUGAAGCUCAUUGAAUUGCUCAGUGUCUUCUUCUACAAUGGGAACAUAUUGCUCUUGAGUUGGUGCUUUUCAGGACAGGUUUACAGUUAUGAGGUUGGCAAAGCCAUAUCUUGGGUUAGCUUGGGGAGCUCCAUGUUUGUUUGGAUUAAGGCUUUACUGAGUGAACUUGGAAUGCAACAGGAACAACCUGAAGAGAAAGCAUGCAAGAAGGAUGAGGAAAAGGAUAACAGUUCUUCAAUUCAAAGUGUGGAAACCAAAGAUGAAGCAAUAGUCAGCUCAUCAGAAUGUUGA
Sphenostylis stenocarpa is the source of this 780-nucleotide messenger RNA. The record is from the annotation of a GenBank genome assembly. NCBI's taxonomy places the organism in Eukaryota, Viridiplantae, Streptophyta, Magnoliopsida, Fabales, Fabaceae.